Molecule: messenger RNA, 2867 nt
Organism: Syngnathoides biaculeatus (alligator pipefish)
Lineage: Eukaryota; Metazoa; Chordata; Actinopteri; Syngnathiformes; Syngnathidae
Gene: nucleolin
Product: nucleolin
Exons: 16
Coding region: 151-2253 (700 amino acids)
Cellular component (GO): cytoplasm; nucleus; ribonucleoprotein complex
Molecular function (GO): mRNA binding
Source: RefSeq, a predicted model, not a curated record
CGCGCUCGGCUAAAGAGUAAGGAGCGCGUCCCCGUCUCGGUCUUUCCUUUCCUGUUCAAUGCCUCAUCGUGUAAGCACAGCCACGUGCAUGCAGUAGAGAUUUGCUGACUUCUUUUACGCGUCUGCUUCAUUCAACAACACGGUAACACGAUGGUGAAGUUAGCUAAGGCAGCUAAUAAACAAGCGAACCAAAAGAAAAAAGCCCCACCGCCUCCCAAAGAAGUGGAUGAAGAAUCAAGUGAAGAGGAAGAGACUCCUCCACCAAAAGUGGGAAAGAAAGCUACACCAGCCAAAGCUGCCAAUGUUAAUGCAAAAAAUGGCAAGACUACCAAGAAGGCAGAAAGUGAAGGUGAAGAUGAUGAUUCUGAGUCUGAAGAAGAGGCCCCAGCCCCUAAGAAAACCCCUGCCAAAAGUUCUGCUAAAGCCGCUGCAAAAGCUACACCCGCUGCAAAAGCGGCACCUGCUGAAGAAUCUGAUGACGAUGAUGAAGAUGAUGAUGAAGAGUCUGAAGAGGAGGCCCCACCACCCAAGAAAGCAGCAAAGUCAAAGGCCCCUGCCAAGCAAGUGAAAGCCAAGCCUGCAAAGGAGCCCUCUGACGAUGAAGAGGAAGAAGAAAACCCUCCCAAGAAGGCUGCAAAACAAGCUGUUAAGCCAAAGGCUACGCCAGCUAAACAAGAGGACGAAGAUGAUGAGGAUGACGACGAAGAUGAUGAUGAUGAUGAUGAGGAGGAGGAUGAUGAUGAUGACGAAGAUGAAUCAGAAGAGGAAAUGGACACAACACCUGCUCCAGCAGCUGCCAAAGCAAAGAAGGCAGGCAUGGUAAAAGCCAAGGAAGAGUCGGAGGAGGAGGAGGAUGAUGAUGAUGAUGAUGACGAAGAGGAGGAUGAAGACGAAGAAGAGGAAGCCCCAGUGACUCCUGCUAAGAGGAAGGCAGAGAGCAAGAAGGACACACCACCUGCCAAGAAGGCAAAGUCAGAAGGAGAAGGUUUCUGUUUGUUUGCUGGAAACCUGAAUGCCAACAAAGACUUUGACGAAAUAAAAAGUUCAUUGAGGAAAUUCUUCAGCAAGAAUGGCAUCGAGAUCGCUGAUGUCCGGUUAGGUGCAUCCAAGAAAUUUGGCUAUGUCGAAUUUUCCUGUGAAGAGGACAUGCAGAAGGCACUGGAACUCAACGGCAAAAAGGUUAUGGGCCAGGAAAUCAAGCUGGAUAAGGCCAGAAGCAAGGAAAACUCCCAGGAAGGCAAAAAAGAAAGGGACUCUCGGACGCUUUUUGUUAAAAACCUUCCCUUCGCUGCUACGGUUGAUGAUUUGAAAGAGGUUUUUGAAGAUGCAGUUGAUGUCAGGGUGCCACUUGGCCAAAAUGGGUCCAAUAGAGGAAUCGCUUACAUUGAGUUCAAAACCGAGGCUGAGGCAGAGAAAAUGCUGGAGGAGGCACAGGGCUGUGAUAUACAAGGACGGUCUGUGAUGUUGGAUUUUGUGGGAGAAAAAAGCCAGAAAGGCGCCAAGGUAGCAGGUGCAGCCAGCAAGACAUUAUUGGUGAACAAUCUAGCCUUUAGCGCCACAGAAGAGGUCUUACAAUCUACUUUUGAGAAGGCUGUUGCCAUCAGAAUCCCCCAGAGAGAUGGCAGACCCAGAGGGUAUGCCUUUUUAGAGUUUGAAAGUGCAGAAGAUGCCAAGGAAGCCAUGGAGACACUGAACAACACAGACAUUGAAGGGCGCCCAAUCCGACUUGAGUUCACCCAGAACAGCGGUGGCAGGCCUGAAGGAGGCAGGGGGAACUCUGGUCCAACGAAGACGCUUUUUGUCAAGGGUCUCUCAGAGGAGACAACGGAUCAAACACUCAAAGAUGCGUUUGAUGGCGCAGUGGGUGCUAGGAUUGUCACAGACAGAGACACGGGUUCUUCUAAAGGGUUCGGCUUUGUGGACUUUGACAAUGAGGAUGACUGCAAAGCAGCCAAGGAAGCUAUGGAGGAUGGUGAAAUCGACGGUAGCAGGGUGACUCUGGACUACGCCAAACCAAAGGGUGAAGGUGGUUUCCGUGGAGGCCGUGGAGGCGGCGGCUUCUUCGGUGGCCGUGGUGGUGGUGGUGGAAGAGGAGGUCGUGGCGGCUUUGGUGGACGUGGUGGCUUUGGGGGCAGAGGAAGAGGAGGCCCACGUGGAGGUGGCCGUGGCGGCGGCCGUGGCGGCUUUGGAGGUGGACGAGGUGGUGGUUUUGGAGGCAAGCCCCAAGGAAAGAAAAUUAAAUUUGAUGACUAAAUUUAGUCUGUUUUACUUUUUGAAUGGACUCUGGUUUCAUCAGUUUUCAGAGCUUUUGGACAUUCCAGAAAGCGUCAUUGAUAAAUAUUUAACUGUUUAAACGGGCAUUUUAGCCCCUGUAUUUAGAAUCCUCCAACUUUACCUGCCCUCCUGUGCCAAAAGGGCACAGUUGACCUUUCAACUUGUGCGAGUACUGAAUGUCCUGAAUAAAAACAUGCACCCCUCCACCUCUUUAGUUUGUACGUUUAGGAGUGAAACGGAAUGGGUCUAGCAACACGAGUUUGCUGUGAAAACAGAGCUAGUCAUUUUUCUUUGUUCCCCUUCCGAUACAUGUGUAAAUUAAACAGUUUGUAUGCUUUCUAUUUUAUCAUUUUGUAAAAAACAAAACCUACACUUGUAUCCACAUUUUGGUUUUAUUUGUUUAGUUUUAGUUUUACUGUAAUGUGUAAAGCAUAUUUUGAUAGGGUUUGAGUCCUCAGUCUGGUAUGGCAAAGAGGUCAGGAUGUUGGAGAAUGACUGCACCUCAGAAUUGUGUAACAUAUUUGUAGUGUGUUGACUGUUUCCCAUCUGAGAAUCUAAUUGUUUCAUUGAAUAAACCUUGAAGGUGAUUUUUA